Molecule: messenger RNA, 1532 nt
Organism: Juglans regia (Persian walnut)
Lineage: Eukaryota; Viridiplantae; Streptophyta; Magnoliopsida; Fagales; Juglandaceae
Product: spermine synthase-like
Exons: 11
Coding region: 173-1282 (369 amino acids)
Biological process (GO): spermidine biosynthetic process
Cellular component (GO): cytosol
Molecular function (GO): spermidine synthase activity
Source: RefSeq, a predicted model, not a curated record
UGCAAAGGUUUGUAUAACAGAGAGACAGAGAGAGAACCAGCCCCCCAGCUCUUUCCCGCUCACUUUCUGCCCUCAGUAGAGACAAACGAAGAGAAGAAGAAAGCAUCUUGAGCAAUACAAUAUCAUUGCCAUUUUAGCCAGAUACUGGAGCCCAAAAAGAAAAAGAUAAUAUAUGGAGGGUGUCACAGGAAGACGUUUGGAAUGCCAGAAGACUAUGGAUGGGGAGGCGAGUAACCGGAAUGGCUCAGAGAAGGCUCUCCCUUCUUGUUGCUUGAAGGCCAGGGUGUCAGACCCUGAGUUUGAGGCCAAAUGCCAUUCUACUGUUGUUUCUGGGUGGUUUUCGGAAACUCACCCUUGCUCUGGGAAAGCUAGCAAAAAGGUUUAUUUUAACAACCCGAUGUGGCCUGGAGAAGCCCAUUCACUAUUAGUGGAAAAGGUUUUGUACAAGGGAAAGUCAGAGUUUCAAGAGGUCCUGGUUUUUGAGUCCUCAGCAUAUGGGAAAGUGCUUGCACUUGAUGGCAUUGUUCAGCUGACAGAGAAAGAUGAAUGCGCCUACCAGGAGAUGAUUGCUCAUCUUCCUCUUUGUUCAAUUCCAUCGCCCAAAACUGUUCUGGUGGUUGGUGGUGGUGAUGGGGGAGUUCUAAGAGAAAUUUCUCGCCAUAGCUCUGUGGAAAAAAUUGAUAUCUGCGAGAUAGACAAGAUGGUCAUUGAUGUCUCUAAAAAGUUUUUUCCUGAGUUGGCUGUUGGAUUCGAGGAUCCUCGUGUCCACCUUUACAUUGGUGAUGCUGUUGAUUUUCUUCGGCACGCACCGAAAGGGAAGUAUGAUGCUAUCAUUGUCGAUUCAUCAGACCCUGUGGGUCCUGCACAGGAGCUUGUAGAGAAACCUUUUUUCGAAACUGUAGCUAGAGCAUUGAGGCCUGGUGGCGUUCUCUGUAACAUGGCGGAAAGCAUGUGGCUCCAUACACAUCUUAUUCAAGAUAUGAUCUCUAUUUGCCGUCAGACAUUCAAGGGUUCUGUUCAUUAUGCCUGGGCUAAUGUGCCAACAUACCCAAGUGGUGUGAUAGGAUUUCUUAUAUGCUCAACUGAAGGGCCACCUGUUGAUUUCGUAAAUCCCAUCAAUCCCAUUGAGAAGUUAGAGGGAGCUGUAAAGCAUAAAAGAGAACUAAGGUUCUACAACUCAGAGAUGCAUUCAGCUGCCUUUGCCUUGCCAUCCUUUCUGAAGAGGGAGGUGAUAUUGCUUCAAGAUUCUCCAACCCCGGCACAACGAAUCUGCGUUUCCUAGAUAAUUAUUACCUGCCCUUGUUUGAUUUUUCAGAUAUAUGACAUUAUUCCAACUAGAAAGCAGAAACUGGGUGAUUAUUGAGGAAGUGUAGAUAGGGUCAUGACCUUGGUUCGAGGUAUUAGUGAGGAUAUUUAUUCUACCAUGUGAUAUUGUCGCCUCCAACAAUCAAUUUGUGGAUGGGCAACUUUUAUCGUAUCAUGCCUUUGUGACAUUACCAUUUCUGUGAUUAUCCAUUUACUUUGUCUAUUUU